GGAGGAUCCCUCCCCCUCCGCCGGGGAGAAGGUCCCGUGGCGGGCGUUCCGCCCCGGCUGCGGAUGCCUGAAGCCCUCCCUCACCGACCCGAAGCAUUGAUCAGGAACCGCUGGCUCUCUGGCUCCCGCGGGUUGUUCAUGUCUGCUGUGAUUCCAACUUCACCAUAUGAAUCCAGGAGGGACCAGCGCAGACGAAGCUUUUGACUAUCUCUUUAAAAUCGUGCUUAUUGGAGAUUCCAAUAUUGGCAAGACCUGUGUGGUUCACCGUUUCAAAUCUGGAGUCUUUAUUGAGAAACAGCAGAAUACUAUUGGAGUGGACUUCAUUGUUAAAACAAUGGACAUUGAAGGCAAGAAAGUGAAGGUGCAGGUGUGGGACACGGCAGGCCAGGAGCGUUUCCGAACCAUCACACAGAGUUACUAUAGGAGUGCGCAUGGGGCCAUGAUCGCCUACGACAUCACCAAGCAGUCCUCCUUCAACUCAGUGCCGCACUGGAUCAACGAGAUCCAGCGAUAUGGAGCAGCCAACGUUGUCCAGCUGUUGAUCGGAAACAAAGCAGAUCUGGGCGAGAGGCGUGAGGUUCCUUUCGAGGAGGCCUGCAACGUGGCUGAAAAGUUUGGUCUGUUGGCUGUGCUGGAGACGUCGGCCAAAGAGGCGCAGAAUGUUGAUGAGGCCUUUCUGCUGCUGACCAGAGAGCUGAUGGCGAGGAACGGGCUACACUUGUCCAGUGAAAGCAGUCGAAGUUCACUCCACUUGGAUUCCCGGCCGGUCGGAGUUAGCGCACCCCGUGAGAAAAGUUCCUGCUCCUGUUGAGCACCCUCACCUGCAGUUAGCUGAGUCCGAAUCAUCCCGUAAUACAAUUGGAGCCCACGGAUCUAAUCCUGCAACAUAUUAACCUCGAGGGAUUCAUUUGUUCUUCUGGAACAGUUUGCAAGGGACUUCAGACAUUGUGGAGAUGCACACUAAACUGGUGCUGUGCAAAGCCGUGACAACUGGUAUUUGUUCCCUUUCUUGAAGACAGAGUUUCUAGGUAAAACAUUUGUCACCAGCACCUGAGGUUUGCUGAAAGUCGCCCAGUGAAGGUGGAAUAUGGGUGACAGCUGCCCGUGUGCAGGUGUCCUUUCGUUCUGCGAAAUCUAUCACUCUAAGAUUGCUACUGUGGGGAGGAUUGCACAUGUAGGGUCCCUGAUGUUUUCUUGGGCAGGUCUAGGCUCAUCGUGCACCUCCUGCCUUGAGUCAGAAGGUUGUGGAUUCAAGGACUACCCCUGGAAACUUCUGCUUGUAAUUCAGGCCAGCACUCCCAGCGCUCCACGGCUGAAGGCGUAUCCUUUGGAUAGAAACCUAAAUUAUGUUCUCGGCUGAAUAUUCGUUGGAAUAGAGCAGGAAUUGUGCUUUGCCCGGUGCUUACUCCUCAAACAGAAACUGCGGGAGUCUCCUGCACUCACGAUUGUACUACCCGUCAGUGAAGCAUUCCUUCAGCAUUGCACACAUUAUGUUCAAAUCUCCAGAGUAGGACUUGAAUUCACGACCUUACGUUGAGGUGAGAUGUUACCAUUCCUCCACGGAGGCUUGAUUCCCCUCCAGUUUAGCACAUUCUGAGGUGACACGUAGUAUUCAUAGACUUGCGCAAGGGUGUGAUGGUUUGGAUCUUCUUGCCCUUUCCACCUGGCCUCCUGCUCCCUACAAGGAGAGACCUUUAGCCUUCCUGGGUGCCUCUGCACCUGCUAGAGCAGUCCUAGGAUGGGGAUUCCUUUGAGAUGCCUUUUUCCCCUCAAGGAACUCGGAAGAUCUCUGUGAAGAGUUCUUGGGAGAAUACUAAUUGCUGGUUGUUAUGGAGUUUGGAGUAGAAUGUUUGUUCUGGGGAUUGUGGUCAAGCAGGUGGACAACUUGCCCACCUCUCAGUGCUGUGUGGACACGCUCAGAGCAUCAAUUAACUCAGGAGAGGAUGUUGGUGCUGGAUGCUGAUCCCGCUAGUGGACUGGGGGAAUUUCCCAUUGAUUGAGGCAGCUGAUCGGAAGUUAUUGAUAUCCAUGACCCUGUACUCCUUUAGCAGACACUGCCUGAUCUACUGAAUGUUCUCUGUUUGUGUUUCCGUUUUCCUGCAUCUGCAAAUGGUUGAUGUCAUUAGCAUUGAGUGCCCUCAGUGACAGGCUGCUCCUGAGGGGUUUGCUGAAUAAAUGAGAAGAGUUGCAGCGUGAUACUGCUCUCCUGCUCCCAGCACUGGCUCGAUUCCUUUCCGUACGUCCACAACUUGUAUAUCAGUCCCAAUGAGGCUGCUUAGAUGCAUAUUCUCCUUUUCAAAUCCACUCUAUAGCUCAGGGACUAGGAGGCUCCACAGUAUCUCCAAGCCUUCUGCAGCUUCUCUGCCUUCAAUUUUUUUUCUUCUAGAAACUAAUCCCAGUGUAUUGUUUGGAUUUCUGAUAGCUUUAUUAACUUACACUGCGACUUCUCAUUAUUUACAUUUGUACUCCUUGAUCUCCUCCAAUCCUUCUACUAAUUAACUUAAAUUGAUAGACUUUGGACUUGGCAGAAGUCAAUAUCCAAUGAUCCAGUCCAGACCGCAAAUAGUCUUCAUACUAUUUAAACUUUCCUCCGUUUCCUUUAAUCCAAAUAAAACAAUGGCAAUGUGGUAACCAGAACUUUAAACUGUAGCUAUGACCUAAAUACCUGUUUAUACAAUUCUAAUGCUCUUUACUUAGAUAAAUUAUGAGCAAAAAGGCAUUUGGAAUGUGUAUCUACCUAUCCUGUAACCUUCACGGGUUUAUGGACAUUCAGUCCAAGUUCUCUAUAGUUCAAUAUAACAUAACAUCUAAAAUAAGAUAGAAAGCAAUGUUUCGUGGUAAUGGAGCUAGAUACAAUAGAGGUUACAGAUAAAGUACAUGAUUACUGUUUAUCCUGUUCUUUAUGUAAUGUAAGAUAACAUUAAAAAUGGACAAAAGGAGAAAGAGGGUGGGAGAAUAGAUGUAUUGAUCAGCGAUAAUAAAAUUAGAAAUGAAAUGAAAUUAAUUGAAAAGAAAGAAUUGCCAUUCAAAUUAUUGAGAUAAGAAAGGAUUAUGGCUGAGGAGAAUAUUCUACAGAUCAGAAAACAGAAGAGAGGGGUGGAACAAAACACUUGGCGAUGAUUAUCUGAAAUGUGAUCUUAUGCAGGGUUCAGAACCUGUACCCGGCUGGAAGCCCAACAAGAGUUUCUUUGUCAUACACGUCGGGAAAGCACGAGAUCCUUUUCCAGUCCCUUGUUUUUCACGUGUUUCAGAAUGGUCAAUCAUAAAGAGAAAGGUUCUAGACUGCUGGAAGGCUUCAGUUAAUUUGCUAGGUAAAAAUCAAAUUAGCAAAUGGAUUCUGGUGAGGAAUGCAAGCUGCUGGAAAAUAUCAAUAAAUUUGUUCAGUGAAUGUGAAAUUGGCAGAUGGAUUCUGGUGAGGAGUGGUCCAGGACAAUGCAUCUAAGGAGGGCAAAGAAGGAAACAAAAUAAUUAAUAAAUAAUCAGAUCUGAAGUAUAAAGGAAAAGUAGUUCCUAGAGUGUGACAUUUCCUUGUAAGACUUCCUCUCACCUUCCCCUCAUCAUUCAGCUACGCGAACUUCCCUUUCAAAGUACCUUUUCCUUCAGCCAAAAAAUCAAAGUCUAAGUCAGGUUUGUGCAUGAGACAAUAGUCACCUGUGUGCACAGGUGCCAUGAAAAACUGACUUGCUGCAGCACUUGGCAUCAAAUAAGCAGCAUUCACAAGAAAAAGACAAUUGUUGCAAGAAAGAGCACGAUUAUUAAAAAAGAUACAAAGUCUGUUUUAGUGCACAGAGAUCAAAGUGGUCGCUGCAUUGACAAACCCUAGUGAUGAAGGUUGUGUCAUUUGGUUGAAGAACAAAUGGUUGAAUCAGAUUUAUAUCUAUUUAUCAUAUCAAAACAUACAAUGAAUGUGCUGUUUGCGUCAAUAACCAACAUACCUGAGGAUGUGCUAGAGGCAGCCACAAAUGUUGCCACACGUUCCAGCGGCAGCAUAGCCUGCCCACAAUGCUUGGCAAAGCAACAGGGGACACACCGAGCAAAAAAUCAAUAGCAUCAAAACAAGCCCUAUUCCUCCCUUCCCAACACCCCCACCCUCGCACGUACAUUGCCCUCUACUCCCAAGAUAGGCUGUCUUCUUUGGCCUCCAGUGGACUCAUGGGUUUGCAGACACUGGGCCUCAUCUUGCCCACUAGACUCGCAGAUUGGUUGAAGUGAAGUACUGAAGCUGUUGUCCUUUACCUUUACUUUUGUACCCAGACGCUACCGCAGAUUAUGCUGCGCCCCUCUCCAAAUUACUGCUUCCCCUGCUAUCACAAUUUUUAUUUUGUCCUUUUCACUCCCACCUACCUCCCUUAACUUCCUGUCUAUUGUCCUUGCUUCCCUUUCCUCAAAUGUGAAUUAAUCCUAAUGGAUAUGCAUCAACUCUCCCUCUGUCUCCAUGGAAGUCUUCAUGGAAGGCAUUGUCUGAACCAGUGGAGAACAACGGAAAGAAAUGAUCAUGAGUCAAGAGGAAGCCCUGGAAUAAUAUGAAGUAUAGAACCUUCGAUCGUAUGGCACAGAAACCAUAAGGCAUAGGAGGAGAAUUGGGCCAUUUGUCAGUCUUCGUCUGUUUAUGUAUAGUUUUUCAUUAAUACUAUUGUAUUUCUUUUUUUUCUGUAAUUGCCUGCAAGAAAAUGAAUCUCAAAGUA
Messenger RNA from Hypanus sabinus (Atlantic stingray), 4685 nucleotides. RefSeq names its product ras-related protein Rab-19-like. Gene Ontology annotation, cellular component: trans-Golgi network. The record is from RefSeq and is a predicted model, not a curated record. Gene Ontology annotation, molecular function: GTPase activity; GTP binding. NCBI's taxonomy places the organism in Eukaryota, Metazoa, Chordata, Chondrichthyes, Myliobatiformes, Dasyatidae. The transcript is spliced from 4 exons. Bases 167 to 811 code for a protein of 214 amino acids.